GCUGCUACUGCCCAACAAAAAUGGCGUAAUGAGAGAUGACGUCGGCGGAGGGGGGUUGAGCGACGCAUACAGUAGCCAAUGGGAUGAGAGAUUCUGCUUGGUUGUAACCAAUGGUGUGACAGCAGUAGGAGGGAUGUGUUUGAUUGACAGCCGCUCGUCCAAUAGUUUUACGCGAAGAGUGCGAUGAAGGGGCUGCACUGCAUCAACACAAAACCGUAAACAAACUCAAUUUGGAAGAAAAUCUGUAAAUUAUGUGAUAAAAUCCCACUUAUGUGUGCAAUAUCAAGCAAAAAAUACUACGCACACAAGUCUAACGCGUUAAACUUCAACUAUUAUGAUGGAAAUUAUAUUUGUUAUAAAGAAAUCUCUGGCUUCUCAUUGGCCCAGCGCUGGUUACUUCUACUUGUCAAUCAAACAAUUCGCGGGAACGACAGCACAAACUAAAAAUGGUUUUUAAAAAUAUCAACUGAAAUUUCGCAUUUUAGGUUAAUAAACGUUUCCCCGAGCUUCUGUGCUCUCACCGAUCAUGGCGUGCCUACAACAAGUUAGGACUUCCCAGGACACGCAACUGUUACCAAACCAGGUGGCAUCUGAGCAGCAGUCCCUCGUUGUUGUCAAAAAACUUUUGGCCAUUGCGGUUUCCGGGAUUACAUACCUGCGCGGAUUAUUCCCAGAAAAAGCCUAUGGGACUAAGCAUGUGGACGACCAGAAAGUGAUGAUUCUCAGAGAGGAGAAAACUUGUCCUGGUGCCAGUCAGAUUGUCCAGUGGAUGCAAGGAUGCUUCGAUGCUAUCCAGAGAAAAUAUCUGCGGACAGUCAUUUUGUCUCUCUACACUGACCCCGACCACCCCCAGAAAGUGACGGAGUUUUACCAAUUCCGAAUCCAGUACACAAAGAGUGGAGCGCAGGUGGACUUUGAAAGCAAAAACAAAAACAAGAUAUCAUCCAUGUCCUGUGGAAACACAAAGAAGGCCAGUAUCCUGCUGGUGAGAAAACUGUACACUCUGAUGCAGAACCUGGGGCCUCUGCCAGAUAAUGUGUGCCUCAACAUGAAGCUGGCCUACUAUGAUGAUGUCACCCCUAAGGACUAUCAGCCCCCGGGUUUCAAAGAGGCUGACGGUGACAUUAUGGAGUUUGAGCAGGAGCCGGUCAGACUGAACAUGGGAGAAGUGGUGACGCCAUAUCACACUCUGAAACUGGACAUGGCCACAGAGAGACAAAGGCUCGAGCAGGUGGAGGAGAGCGUAAACGUGGAGGAAAACUGGAUCGUCAGGAUGGAGGAGGACGAGGCCCCAGCACAGAAGCAUGUGACUGAGGACGAGGAACAGCCAGAGAGCAACUCCCAGGACAACACUGAGAUCCAGAUGAGCUGUCAUGAGAAGAUCCAGUGCACUGAAGUCACAGAGAUGGACACUCUGGUGAAGAGGACCUCCGACAUCGAGGUGGGACUGAAGAGGACCAGGAGUGGACGUAUCAUCUCCUCCACCACCUCCACCUCCUCCACGGUAUCUAAAGUGAACAUGGAACACCUGAGCACUCCAAAGGACAAACUGGCAUUUGAAAUCAUCAACAGCCAGGACACACCUUGCUCCUCUGCCCCCAAGAAGAAACGCAAGUUCAGUGAGCCCAAGGAGCGUUACUGACCACGCACAGCUAUGUUCUACUGAAUAUUUGACAUAUUUUUAAGUACAUUUGUUGAUUGAAGUUUUAUGUUUUUAAGCACACAUUCAUAACACUAA
Messenger RNA from Boleophthalmus pectinirostris (great blue-spotted mudskipper), 1738 nucleotides. It is a transcript of the gene hormad1, whose product is annotated as HORMA domain containing 1. NCBI's taxonomy places the organism in Eukaryota, Metazoa, Chordata, Actinopteri, Gobiiformes, Gobiidae. The coding region runs from base 527 to 1642 and encodes 371 amino acids. The record is from RefSeq and is a predicted model, not a curated record. The transcript has 16 exons.